This is a messenger RNA of Ornithorhynchus anatinus (platypus), 4003 nucleotides long. It is a transcript of the gene CCDC71, whose product is annotated as coiled-coil domain containing 71. Bases 2436 to 3602 code for a protein of 388 amino acids. The record is from RefSeq and is a predicted model, not a curated record. Lineage: Eukaryota; Metazoa; Chordata; Mammalia; Monotremata; Ornithorhynchidae. The transcript has 4 exons.
GCCCGGACUCCGUCUAAUUCUGCCCCGCCGCGGGAAGCGGAGAUCUGAGGGGUGGAGCCUGUGGCAGCGCAGUGCUCCUCCCUCUUUGGCUCCCUCCCAGCCUCCCUCCCUCCCCGCCGGGAUCAGUGGCCCCCGGGGCCUCUCGACGUUCCCGGGGCCUCCGAUGGCCCCGGCCUUUUUGGCGCUCUCUCUCUCUCCUCCUCUCUCCCUAGAGCAUCCGUCCCGCUUCCCCCGCCGGGCGGACCGCCCGAAGGGUUCUGCAGCCUCCCCGCCCCUCGAGGGAGCGUCCCCCGGGCCAUCUCCCCUCCCGGUGCCCUCCCGUCGCCCUCUCGUUUCGCCUUCUCCCGUCCCAGACCGUAAUCCCCAACUUCUCCCACCCUGCCGGUCCUCUCCACUGACGUCCCGUCGGAGCUGAUUCCGCAACACGGGCUCGGGCUUCGAUGCCUCUCGCAUCCCGUAACGCGAGCCCCCGGCUCAGUAGCCUUUGGGGAUCACCGCCGCCUCGGAGAGAACACUUCUUCUGGAGCGAAGAUGAGCUUCGGAGGGAAGGAGGUUUCCCUCGCCAGAUGUAUAGGGACGGUGCCAGCCUUCCCCCUUAGACCGAAUCGGCCUUAAACUUGCCUCCCCGGUAAUUCGGUGGGUCUCGCUAGACCUAGCCCGUAUUAUUGUCCCGGUUUUCGUAUGACAGUGAAACGCGAAACGUGUCUUGGUAGAGAGCCCGUGUGUGAGGAAGUGGUGCGGGGCCUGCAGAGAGCCAGUACCGAAGCUAAGUAGCCCGUUUCAGUUAUUCAGCAGAGCUGUGACCUUAAAGUUAGGUCCGCAGAAGAAAGAGCUUGACAGUGGGGAGCGAUUAGGAACUUUUUUUCUUCUUCUUCUGACCUCUACUGCCAGCAUCCCUAGAAGGAAUGAGCUUUCUGUGAUGCCGACCUCCCCGUUUUUGUAGAGCGGAUGGAGUUAAUUGUGUGUAAUUUAGGUGUAUGAGUCCAGAAGUGGCGGGGAAUUUCAAAAAGAAGCUCUCGGAUGUGCCUCUGCCGGUUUUCACCUGCCAAGGGGCCCUUUGCCAAGGUAAUGAUAUCAGUGUCACUUUGGGAUCCAUUUCUUUCUAUUUGGAGUCCUCCAGGCCUUUCUGAAAGUCCUUCCCCAUCAACUAUGAUAUACGCCCUGGCGUGGCCUAUGCUUAUUCCACAGGUCCGAAGCCUGUGAGGUAGGAACAAAGCCCGACCCGGCCAGUUUUGUCCCGGUUUGGCCGCCCAAGGGUGCCUAAAGUGCUGCUAGACUGUAACCAGCCCAGGCUUCAGUUCUAGGAGUGCUACUGGCCCCCUGUGUCGUGGCUUCACACACGUGUGCUUAAGCCCCCUGGCUGCUGGAUCUACAGGUUCUGGCAAGCCAGGGAAAACUGGGCCUGCACGGCAGGGAGGCCCAGGCCUCUUCCCAGCUCAACCUUGGCUCACAUCUGGGCUGACUCCGAAGCAGACGGGAUUCAGAUGAUCUACCCAUCCUCAGCACUUUGUGUGUGUGUAUAUAUACUCAUUUAUUUUGACACCUCUACUGCAAAUGUUUGUCUCCACCCCACUCCCGUCCCCGUGUUAGAGUGCGAGCUCCUAGUGGGCAGGGAUCAUGUCACUUCUUUAUUCUGUACUUCCCAAGUGCCUAGCGGAAUGCAUAGCACCAAGUGGGCUUUGAGAAAAUACCGCUACCGCUACAGAGGACCACUCAGACUGGGCAGGGGCCAGAAUUUGGAUGGGCUGGACCGGGCCAGAAGUUUCCAUCCCAGGCUGGGGUCUACCCUAGAACCUGUCUCAUGGCAUGAACAAACUCCAUGGCACCUAAGGACUGAUUGAUGAGGAUGCCUGGAAGAACACUUUCCCCCAAAAAGCCUAAUACUAAAAAAAAAAAAAUCCAGGAGGAAAGCAACAAAUGAGAAUUUGUAAGCUUUUGUGAGUGUGAGCCUGGGUGCCUAGGCACUGUGGAAAAAGUGGGCACCAGUUGAUUGGUGUUUGGAGUGACAGGCUGUGGUUACAAAGACACCACAUUUUCAGUUCAGAGUUGCAGUCCUUCAGGUGUGUCGGUCCCAGGGGAUGGUAGAAUGCUCCGUUGGCCUUUAAUCUAUUUAAAACUCGGCUUUGCCAGAAGACAUUCCUUUUUAAUCUGUCCUUGAAAAAUUGCCCUCUCUACUCUUAGCAAAUAAUAGAUGUUUCUGUUGGACGCUGCUGCCUGAGCUUCAACCUCCUAGGCUCAUAUCAAAUGAGUCUCUUGAAGAGCCUCGAGCCCCGGAUUUCUCCUGGAAAAAGCAUUCAGAGGCCAUGCUUUGUACGUCAGUAAUGAGAGUGUGACUCAACAAUAGUGUUCAAACCGGACCCAACCAGCAGAAGGACAGUGAGCAGGGUGUCAAGUGCUGGUUUUGAAGCCUGUGGGAAGUUCCCUAGCCUAAUGCCAUGAAUAUUAAUGGGGAGGAAAAAGCUGUCCAUUCCUGGUCCAGAAUCUCUUCUGCAGGCCAGAAAGCACUGGAGGAAGCUCUCCGGGUCUUCAACCCCAUGUCCAAGAACCUGGCAGAUACAGAGACACAGCUAGUGGCCUUUCUCCAAGGUCUCAGGGAGGAAGGCUACCAGCCGACAGUCUUGGGGAGUAAGGAUGUGUACGGAUACAGUUCCUGUACAGCAGACACUCCCGAGCAGACAAAGGAGCCUGCCCGGAAUACUUCCCGAGCAGCUGCUGGGCUGUCGGCGCCUCCCGAUGCUCCCUCCGGGACCCCGGUGGCAGCGAUGGCGGAAAUGUUGGCUGUCCCUGGGGCGGUCUCCGUGAGUUCCUCGAAAGUCCCCCCUUCGCCGACGUCCAAAACCAGUUCCCCCAACCUUCUGUUGAACUCGCUGAAGCAGACUGAAUCGGACACCUCGAAGACGGCCACGGCAAGUUUCCCUGCCAACACGUAUCCUGGGGUCUACCCGGCCAUGAGAGUCUCCGUGGUCCUGGAGACCUUGGUUCCUUUAAAGUCAACAGCCAACUGUUUAGAAUCCAAAUACAAUCCAGGACAUCUUGGCAUUGCCAACGCUGACCUUAAACUGGUUAAGGCCUCGGGGGCUCCCCGGCUGUCAACUCUGGGCAAGACUGCUAAAGGGCCCCAGAAUGUAGUUAAGAAAACCAGGCUUGCGGAGGGCUUUCUGAGGAGUCCUGGUGGCCGGGUCCUGCAGGAGAGCAAUGCCUGCAAGGCGUCAGGGAUCCUGAAUGGUAGGAUUUCCAGUAGCUCCUCUCAGGGCUGCAGCGGAGGUUCACCAUCCAAGGCCCCCAGAAGCAAAGCCCCAGACGUCCCCGUUGGCAGAAUCGACUGGAGAGACGGCAGCGACGACCCCCGGGAAACGGGGGCUCGGAAAAGGAAGAGAGCCGAGGCGGUUAAAGAACCUCCGCCGAAGAAGAAAACCAAGUCAGUUCCCUGCCUGACUAAAUCUGAGCUGGGGCAGAGCACUUUGAACCUUCUGAAAUUUUGGAUCAUCAAAGUGGAUAAGACCUCGUCGGAUGAUGAAGUGAGACAAAGGGCCCAGAAGAUCCUCAGGGUUAAUCUCUCCCCUGUGAUCAGAAUUCACCCGUUAUUUCACCCCGUGCCCUGAGUCGCUUCUUUUGCCAUUUGCAUUUUAAUUCAUAUGUGCAAGCUAGAUGGCCAGAUCACGGAGAGAAUGAAAGCAACUUUCCUUCUCUUGUGUCUGGUGACAGUAGAUGAUGGAUUGAUAGCUACGAUUCUGGGCCGCUUGCUCCAUUCCUGUUGUUCGCUGUCUGGCCACUGUGCCGCAUUGGAUUGCAUGGGUCCAGAGCCAUGUUUAGAACUCCCCGAGAAAUGACCCCACAUCUCAGUUGGGAGAAAGUGGAGCAUCAGCGUGCCGACUUUACUUGAGGCGCUCUUGGCUAUGCUUUUCUUAACAUGGCAGGGAUACACUCGUGCAAUUGGGAGACCACAUAACUCUUCAUGAUGUGAUACACUGUGAUUUGUUCUUCAAGCUGCACAUUAACUGUU